UCUCUUUUUUCUGAAUAUCUGAAUUUUUUUCUUCUGUUCUUUCGACGGGGAAGCAUCCGUGAGAUGAUUUAUCGCACGAUUUUACCCGAUACGAUACUUUGUUAUCUUCCCACCUCCAUAUUUUUCGGACGCCUGGUACGUUCUAUACACACACAGUGACCUCGAGACACUCCGUUGCCUGGACGCUCAGGUUAUGUCAGGAACAGGUGCGCAACCGGAGCGCUUCUCCCCGUGAGGAACAUUGUGUGUAGAACAAACAGUCGCAAUUUGCGUGUAUUCGGCCUUUGUUAUCGGCGAGGGGGGGGCCAAGAAGGAACGUGGUUUGCGAACGACGACGACGACGACAGCGGAGGUAACGUCGUGACGCGCGAUCCUGGAUUGAGAUUAAACCAUAACCUUGACAAAUGUUGAACCGGUUGCCCCUUUUUCGUCCUUUCCAAGGAUGCGAGCUGGAACUAAACAUGAUUUCCUCGAGGCUGAUUGGACUUGUUGCUGUUUUCUGAAUACAAAUACUUUAUAAUGGGAGAACUUGCAGUGUGUUUCUGUGGGUCGAUAAGUGAACGCAGCUCCCCGAGGAUCUUUCCGUUCCUACCUUCGGUGACCGUCGACGCAAUCAUGUAGAGCAACGACGUAGAUAAGCAACGAUAUAUAAGGAAGAUGACGCCGCAUUUCACAGCCCUGACUCCGGUGCGGAGACGGUGCCUGAUCGUGCUGCUGCUCGUUCUGGUGCCGUUCGCGAUCCUGAACCUGCUGACACCGUCGGACAUGAGGGAGGAGACCCUCUUGCAGAACAGCAUCGCCGAGCUGCAGGCCAAGCUGGAGCAUCUCCAGGCGAAGUACGUCAGCAGCCAGGAGGAGAUCAGCCUGCUGUCGCAUCAGCUGCUGCAGCUGAUCGAGAGCAACCACAUCCUGCCGGAUCUCCAGCUGCUGAUCAACAACGGCACCUCCAACAUCACGAGCAUCAAGCUGCCGUCGAUCUACAACUUCCUGCCGCACUUCCUCAACGAUCCGAACAGCCUGCGCCCUGCGUUCAUGCAGAGCAAGGGUAAGUCCGGCGUCAGCAUGGUGCUGGGGGUGCCCACCGUGAAGCGUGAGGUCCAGUCUUACCUGAUGGCGACGCUGAGGAACCUGCUGGACCGCAUGAGCGCCUCGGAGAUCGCCGACACGCUGAUCAUAGUUAUGGUGGCCGAAACAGACAUGGACUACGUGACGUAUGUCGCGAAGCAAAUCGAAGUUCAAUUUCCGAGCGAAUGUGAAGCCGGCGUGAUCGAUGUGAUAUCACCGUCGUCGUCCUACUAUCCGGAUUUGUCCAAGUUGCGCGACACACUGGGCGACGAUCAUCAACGCGUCGUCUGGCGUUCGAAGCAAAACUUGGACUUCGCCUUUCUCAUGUCGUACGCCCAGACGAAAGGUACGUUCUACGUGCAGCUAGAGGACGACAUCUUGGCCAAGAAGAACUUCAUAACUACCAUGAAGUCCUUCGCGUUGCAGAAGAUCGGUACUAAGGAGAACUGGUUUGUUCUCGACUUCUGUCAGCUUGGUUUCAUCGGAAAACUGUUCAAGUGCGUGGAACUGCCAUGGCUGAUCCAGUUCUUCCUGAUGUUUCACAAUGACAAGCCCGUCGACUGGCUUUUGGAUCACUUGAUAUCCACCAAAGUCUGUAGUCUCGAUAAGGAUAGCAAACACUGCAAGAUGGCCAAAGCAGAACUAUGGGUGCAUUACAAACCCUCCCUUUUUCAACACAUAGGGACGCAUUCCUCGUUGAAGGGAAAAGUGCAGAAACUCAAAGACAAACAAUUCGGCAAGAUAACGCUGUUCUACGCCCACGAGAAUCCCGAGGCGACCGUGGAGACUCAGAUCAAGCCUUAUAAGCAGUAUACGCUGCAAAAAGCGUACAAAGGCGAGUCGUUCUUCUGGGGCUUGCUGCCGCAGCCGGGAGAUCACUUGAAGUUUAAAUUUUUGCAUCCUAUUUUUAUAAAGAAGUACUUAUUCAGGAGUGGAAAUGCCGAGCAUCCGUCUGACAGAUUCUACAACACGACGGUAGAAGUGUUGUCCGAUUUAUCGCCCUUGUUAGAUAGAAAUAGCAAUGACGUGACGGAGGACGGUUACGUCAUCGUAGGUAAGUUUGAUGUACUUGGCGUUGCCGAAGGAACGGUGGAUCGAAGGCUGGGUAGGAUAUCGGUGCUCCGCUUGACUAUACACAGCGAGAGCGAAAACUGGGCCAUCCUGUCCGAGAUUCACAUAGUAGAAGAUCAACCUAGCUGACUAAAGGAUGAAGAAUCUCGAGCGUUCUUUCGGUAUCACCUGCACGGUUAACGUAAGCGGACGAUUGUAUAAAUGUUUAUUAUUUUUAUAUUCCUUUUUUCCCCCUCUCGUCUCAUGCUGUGUCACGCACUGAAUGGACUGCGCUUGGUAUAGGAAUUAUUAGUUCAAUGCCGUCCAUUAUUCCAGGGAAGUGAAUUAUUUUGUUGUCAGAUCGCUCAGUUUGACUUCCCGUUCGGCCGUAGCCGUGUCCUUCGUGAUCUCGUUUCUUUUUUUUUUUCGGUUUCUCGCAAGCGUCCCGCAUUUCCGGCUCAUCUUUUCAGGGAGAAAAACCACCGUCGGAAGCGAAUUCACGAAGGAGACGUGAAAUCACGCCGAGACGGCCAAAUCGCGCGGAAAUGUCGAAUAUCACAGACAUUAAAAAUUUAGCCAACGAUUGUAAAGUAAACCGACAUUCUCUUCUUAUUGGGCGACCGAGUAUUUUAUAUUUUUGAAUAUACUUUUUCUCUUUAGUUUGUAUACGUUGCUCGCUGAGGUGCAGCUUCAAUGUUAAUACCUCGCUUCUAAACACUCAUAUUGCGGCGAGCAUUCGGUUUAACGGGUGUAGGUAAUACAGCGCGUUGUUGAGUAUCGAGAGACGAUUCAGCGUUGAUUUUUCCACUUCGCUUUUCGUAAGAUCGCGUCUCGUUUCGGGCAUUCGUUCAAACUGGAAUCGCACCCGCAUUGCGUUCGCAUCGUGUUUCGAUUCGCUCUCGUCACGGGUCUGCUCCGGGUCUUCUCGUGCUUAAAUCAUUCGCGAAACGUCUUCGGGGUCGAUACGGGCUCGUGUUUACACACACAUCUAAUACUAAAUGUAUUCGCGUCACCACGCAGUUACGUCUCAAAGUUAUUGAUCUUCACGACUGAGGGAGAUGUAGCAGUCGAAAUCAUGGGAAUUUGGCGUUAGAUAAAUGAAAUGUGAGUGACGAACAUGCGAAAACUUAACCAGAUAUAUGUGUAUAAAGUUCAUUUUCCCAUAAAAAAACCGAGUUUUGCGAUAUAUAUAUAUAUAUACACAUGUGUGUGUGUGUAUGUAUGUAUGUAUGUAUGUAUGUAUGUAUGUAUGUAUAAUUCACGUGACAUGUACAAUUUUUGUGAAUGUAUGUGUGUAGACAGUAAUUUAUUAUAUUAUAUUAAAUGUACGACGCGCGAGGGAGAGAGAGAGAGAGAGAGAAAGAGAGAGAGAGAGAGAGAGAGAGAGAGAAUGCGUCGAUAUGGAUGUUUGUUAACGCCCGCGAAAACGGUGAUCUGAGAAUUAUAUUCUUCUAUAAUGUA
Molecule: messenger RNA, 3576 nt
Organism: Dinoponera quadriceps
Lineage: Eukaryota; Metazoa; Arthropoda; Insecta; Hymenoptera; Formicidae
Gene: Mgat4a
Product: alpha-1,3-mannosyl-glycoprotein 4-beta-N-acetylglucosaminyltransferase B
Exons: 11
Coding region: 658-2265 (535 amino acids)
Biological process (GO): protein N-linked glycosylation
Cellular component (GO): Golgi stack; endoplasmic reticulum; endoplasmic reticulum-Golgi intermediate compartment
Molecular function (GO): acetylglucosaminyltransferase activity
Source: RefSeq, a predicted model, not a curated record